This is a messenger RNA of Molossus molossus (Pallas's mastiff bat), 4537 nucleotides long. RefSeq names its product TBC1 domain family member 14 (gene TBC1D14). Bases 49 to 2127 code for a protein of 692 amino acids. Lineage: Eukaryota; Metazoa; Chordata; Mammalia; Chiroptera; Molossidae. The transcript has 14 exons. The record is from RefSeq and is a predicted model, not a curated record.
UUCCAAGAUGGCCGCGGGUGGAGCCGACCAGUUUCUCCUUGGACCAAGAUGACUGAUGGAAACCUUUCCAGCUCGACAAAUGGCGUAGCCUUCAUGGGCGUUCUGGACGGUCGACCAGGAAACCACAUUCAGAACCUGCAACACUUGAAUCUCAAGGCACCCAGAUCCCUCUCAUUGCCUGAGUAUGGGCCCAAGCUGAAACUCGGGGCUUCAGAUCAGCACAGCCUGCAGUCGGUGGACUCAGGCAUUCCUACCCUAGAGAUCGGCAACCCAGAGCCUGUCCCCUGCAGCGUGGUCCAUGUGAAGAGGAAACAGUCUGAAUCGGAGAUAGUCCCUGAGCGGGCCUGCCAGAGCGCAUGCCCGCUGCCGUCCUACGCACCACCGGCUCCUACCAGUGCUGAGCGGGAGCAGAGUGUGCGGAAGUCCUCCACGUUCCCCAGGACGGGCUAUGACUCGGUGCAGCUCCACAGCCCCACCGCCAAAGCCCUGAACCGCAGUGACGAUGUCUCUGUCUGCAGCGUGUCCAGUCUCGGCACAGAGUUGUCAGCCACACUGUCCAUCAGUAAUGAGGACAUUUUGGACCUCGUGGUCACGAGCAGCUCCAGUGCCAUUGUGACCCUGGAGAAUGACGAUGACCCACAGUUUACUGAUGUCACCUUGAGCUCCAUCAAGGAAACCCAUGACCUACAGCAGCAGGAUUGUGUUGAUGAAACUGCAGAGGGAAGUAAAUUGAAAAAACUGGGACCGUUUAGUAACUUCUUUACAAGGAAUUUGCUUGCUAGAAAACAAAAUGCAAGACCUGACAAACAAAAUGACUUGGGAUGGAAGUUAUUUGGAAAAAUACCACUCCGAGAGAAUGAUCAGAAAGAGUCAAAGAAAAUGCAAAAGGAAUAUGAAGACAGGGCUGGACGGCCUAGCAAGCCACCCUCCCCACAGCAGAAUGUGAGGAAGAAUCUCGAUUUUGAGCCGCUUUCCACCACUGCGCUCAUCCUGGAAGACAGACCAGCAAAUCUCCCGGCGAAGCCAGCUGAAGAAGCUCAGAAACACAGGCAGCAGUAUGAAGAAAUGGUGGUUCAGGCCAAAAAGCGAGAGCUGAAAGAAGCCCAGCGGAGGAAAAAGCAGCUGGAAGAAAGAUGCAGAUUAGAAGAGAGCAUUGGAAAUGCUGUCCUUACUUGGAAUAAUGAGAUUUUGCCUAACUGGGAAACCAUGUGGUGCUCUAGAAAAGUUCGAGACUUAUGGUGGCAGGGGAUCCCUCCCAGUGUGAGAGGCAAAGUCUGGAGCUUAGCCAUUGGCAACGAGUUAAACAUCACCCACGAGCUCUUCCACAUCUGUCUCGGCCGGGCCAAGGAGCGGUGGCGGUCCUUCAGCACGGGCGGCUCCGAAGCGGAGAAUGAAGAUGCCGGGUUUUCAGCAGCAGACAGAGAAGCCAGUCUGGAGCUUAUUAAACUGGACAUUUCUAGAACAUUCCCUAACCUCUGCAUUUUCCAGCAGGGUGGCCCGUAUCAUGACAUGUUGCACAGUAUUUUGGGCGCUUAUACUUGUUACCGACCGGAUGUGGGCUAUGUUCAGGGCAUGUCCUUUAUAGCCGCAGUGUUGAUCUUGAACUUAGAUACUGCAGAUGCCUUCAUUGCUUUUUCUAAUCUUUUGAAUAAACCCUGUCAAAUGGCAUUUUUCCGAGUGGACCAUGGCCUUAUGCUGACUUAUUUUGCUGCAUUUGAGGUAUUCUUUGAAGAAAAUUUGCCGAAAUUAUUUGCUCAUUUCAAGAAAAACAACUUAACUCCAGACAUCUACCUAAUUGAUUGGAUCUUUACUUUAUACAGUAAAUCUCUGCCCCUCGACCUGGCCUGUCGCAUAUGGGAUGUGUUCUGCCGCGACGGGGAGGAGUUUCUGUUCCGCACGGCCCUGGGCAUCCUGAAGCUGUUCGAGGACAUCCUGACCAGGAUGGACUUCAUUCACAUAGCCCAGUUCCUCACCAGGCUGCCCGACGACCUGCCCUCGGAGGAGUUUUUUGCUUCCAUAGCUGCAAUUCAGAUGCACAGUCGAAACAAGAAGUGGGCUCAGGUGCUGACUGCGGUGCAGAGGGACAGCCGGGAGAUGGAGAAAGGAAGCCCGUCGCUCAGACACUGAGGCGGCAGGUGGACUCGCGCUCGGCCCGGAGCGAGCUCUGAGCGCACCUGUGUUAUUGCGGCGGACACACUGGCAGCUGAGAACGGGCUGUUUUCACGUUCGGUUCCUGAUACUGGAGUUGGCCUUAAACAAAACAAAACAAAACUCUUAAGGAAUUAAACCAAGGCUUAGCCUUAAGAAGCUCAGUGGAAUGAUGACCUAGUGUUGACAUGGCAACCAUUGCAUACUCUGCAUAGUUUAAAAAUAGGGCCGUGGCUCUCUCCCUUUACUCCACUAACGUUCAUUAAAUGCAAAGCUUUUAUGUCAACUACUGGAAGGGACAUCACAGUCUUUCUUAGCCGAGGUGCAUGAGAAGUUAUUUGUGAGAUCUCAGAGUUGUUACUGGCCCAUAGUUACCUAUUUUGAUAAGAAAGGGAUUACUGAUUUAGUUAUCGAGAUAAUUUUUCCAGAAAUGGAGGUUCAGUUAUUAAAGCCCUCCUACCAAAGACGCAUUAAAGGCAAACGAGUUCUCAUGGACGCCCUGGGACUCGACCUGCCCUUGGGCUGAUGUUUUACCAUGUUGCCUUGACACAGUCACAGCACGAGGCUAAAGCUGCACGUGUGGGCCCAGGGGGAGCCCUGUGCUCCCAGAGCUUGCUCCCUAUACCUGCUGGGCAGUGCAGGGAAGGUCGAGUAGGCAGAGGUGUGCACACAGAAGCCCUGGGACGCAGAAACAGCCCUAAAACCGACGGAGACAAGAUGCAAACAGUCUCCUUUAAAUCAAAGCAGACAGAACGAGGGUGUUAGACCUGCCCUGCUCAUUUCUGUGCAGGCGCAGACAGCACAGGGGUGUGUGUGUGUGUGUGUUUGGGGGGCCUGCUCCUUUGCUCUGACAGAAUGCUCCUCUGUCCUUGGUCACCUGAACAGCAGCAUCAGCCCUGAGUGCCAGUGUUCCCCUCCUCAUGCAUUGGGCUUAAAGAUAGACUAUUGUGAGGACUGAGAAACGAGCCACACACAUCCAGCGGCCCAGACAGUCUUGUCACAGUCUCAGUGCCCAUACCAUCAGCCUUUCCAUUUUCGCUGGUCUCCCCAAGUUCAUUAGCCCUUUUUUGUUCUAGAUUUUCCUUAAUGAAUUUUGAGUACUUUGUAUUAAGAACUUGAUUAUCCAAAUUCAAAUAAAUAAAUAGAUUUUGCACAGAGCAGUCCAAAGGACCAGCACAUCUCUAUGGAAACAGAUUCCCGUGUGAUAACCCAUUGGCAUGUUGGUCUCUGGGCUGGUGGCAUGGCCGGUUUCAGGGCACCGGCUGCUGUGCGGUGGUGCCGCACUGGGGUCUGGCACUCUCUGGCCCUUCUCAGCCACACUGCCCAGCCCCGGGAGUGCCCCGGGUUGGUCCUGUUUCUGAUGUGGGGAGUGCCCUCAGCUCUGAGAGUGUCUAGCCUGCAGCUGGGAGACCUGGGGUGGAGGGCGAAGCCUGGCUGUGGGGUAUUUUUAUGGGUUUUCUGUGUCUGCCAUGUUCGUUGCCAGUGCUCCCUGCUGCCAAGCCUGUGCUGUCCUCGUGCCCCCCACCCUGGCUCUGCUCUGUGUGUUUCCUUGGGAUCACCUUUGUUCCCCAGCCUCCUUACUGCGUUCUCCAGGGAGGUCACAGCGCGUCGUGGAAACCACUUUCUGCCUCAGCCUUUAAAUGCUGACUUGGCUGACCUCUGGGAGGGGGUCUUCCCUGAGAGCUCAGCACCUUCCAGACAGCCGGUCCCCGACACCACAGUGCUGAAUGUAACCUGGACUGAGCCAUGCCUUGCAGGUGUGCCCGUUUUGUUCCAUGACAUGGGCUUUUUGUUCCUGAAAGAUGUACAUCUUUUCUUACUGUCCAUAAGGAUGCUCCUUAAGUCGUGACAGAAAGUGGUGCAACCCGGGCGGCGUGCCGGCCUUAGAAUGCAUUUGUGCGUUCAGACCCAGCCCUUAGAGGUUUCUCGGUUCACACCUUGGGAUAGCACCAUUUACACUCAGUUUUAAACAGGACUCCAUUCGUCCGAGUCCUUACCAGAUCUCCAGUUCAGGGGCCCCGUGAGGUCUGGCUGGUUUGCUCUGUCCCCUCAGAGGCCAGAAGGUUCUCAUCCUGCCCAGGGCCACGUGGCCCCUUUCCACGGAGGGCUGCUGGAGAGCACGGCUGUGCUGCUCGGGUGGCCGUGUCCACUGCGAAAACUGGCACCACACCCUCGGGGAGCCCGCACCUCCCACUCCCUGGGCCUGGACCUCAGUGCAGCCCUGGCCCCACCAGGCCUGGAAUCUCAUCUAAAAACGAGUUUCACUUAAUUUAAACUAUUCUUUUAAACUGCUCAGUUUUGACUAUUUUAAAUAGUUUGCUGAUAGAAAAAUCCUGAUAACACUUGCUGCAUAUCAUGUUUUAAUUGCUGUACAGUUAACCUUUAAUCU